CGCUUCUCCCGAAGUGGUGCCGGGAGCCUGCGCCCAGCCCCAGUCGUGCGGUGCCAUGCUGUCCCAUCGGCGGCGCUGAAGGAUGGCGACGCCCGUCCCUCCGCCCUCGCCGCGGCACCUGCGGCUGCUGCGGCUGCUGCUUUCCGGCCUCGUCCUUGGCUCGGCCCUGCGCGGGGCCGCCGCCGCCAGCCGCCCGGAUGUGGCUGCCUGCCCUGGGAGCCUGGACUGUGCCCUGAAGAGACGGGCAAGGUGUCCCCCGGGAGCCCAUGCCUGUGGGCCUUGUCUGCGGCCCUUCCAGGAGGACCAGCAAGGGCUCUGUGUGCUCAGGGUUCGACAGCCUCCGGGGAAGGACCGGUCUCAACCCAGACUGGAAGAUGAGAUUGACUUCCUGGCCCAGAAAUUAGCCCGGAAAGGGGCAGGGCAUUGGAGUCUCACAGCUCCGCCCCUGCCCAAGGCCAGACAGCGGCUCCCAGAGGCUGCAGCCACUCUGGGGUUCUCAGAGCUGGGUCAAGGACUUGAACCUGGUCUCCUGUCGACGCAGGGAGCCCCUGUUCCCACGUCCCAUACCUCCUGGGGCUCCCCUGUGUCCUCUGGGCCAGUGCACAUGUCCCCCCUGGAGCCCCGGCAUGAGCACAGGGACAGCCUCACCUUUGUGCUGAUUGUGGCCUUCUGUGUGGCUGGUGGCGCUGCCCUUGCCAUGGCAACUGUGUGCUGGUGCAGGCUGCAGCGGGCCAUCCACCUGACCCAGAAGGCAGACUAUGCAGCCCCAAAGGCUCCCAGCUCCCCUGUGGCACCUCGGAUGUCGCCUGGUGACCAGCGGCUGGCACACAGCGCGGAGAUGUACCACUACCAGCACCAGAGGCAGCAGAUGCUAAGCCUGGAGCGGCAUAAAGAGCCCAAGGAGCUGGAUUCAGCAUCCUCUGACGAGGAGAACGAAGAUGGUGACUUCACGGUGUACGAGUGCCCUGGCCUGGCCCCGACGGGGGAGAUGGAAGUGCGCAACCCCCUGUUCGACCACGCCUCACUGUCAGUGCCCCUGCCUGGCCCACGCUCACCGCCUGUGCCGCAGUGAUCUGGAGGCGGACGAUGCCCAUCUGCUCCAUUAAGAAUGCUUUCAGAUGUGUGCUUGUAACUGGGCCAUGGGGUUCUGGGCUCUGGGACCACUUGCCAGGGAGACCCCUCCUUUAUGCCAGGAGACUUCUUGCCCCCCUUGUGCUGCUCAUGCUCGGUUUGGACCCCUAAACUGGAGGGGACAUGGAGAACCCUAGAGCCCAGGCAUGGAUGGGGAAUUUGGGAGACAAAAGCCAAUUAAAGUACAUUUCAAACCUG
Molecule: messenger RNA, 1329 nt
Organism: Otolemur garnettii (small-eared galago)
Lineage: Eukaryota; Metazoa; Chordata; Mammalia; Primates; Galagidae
Gene: NPDC1
Product: neural proliferation, differentiation and control 1
Exons: 9
Coding region: 83-1072 (329 amino acids)
Cellular component (GO): membrane
Source: RefSeq, a predicted model, not a curated record